GACUCUGCCCCAUCCUGGUACUUACAGGCGCUCCCUCCUGGAAGCCACAAUGGAUUUCACACGCAGAAGCUUCCACAGGAGCCUGAGCUCCUCCUCGCAGACCUCCGCGGUCAGCGUGUACAGGAAGGGGGGCAUGAUCGUGGGGGUUGCACCCAGCGUCCACGGAGGGGCUGGGGGCCACGGCACCCGCAUCUCGACCAGCAGACAAAUGCUGAGCUAUGGCAGGGAUCUCGACAGAGGGGACCUGCUUUUGGGCAACGAGAAGACAACCAUGAGAAACCUAAAUGACCGCCUGGCAAGCUACCUGGCAAAAGUGCGGUCCCUGGAACAGUCCAACGCCGAGCUCGAGAUGCAGAUCAAGCAGUGGUACGAAACCCACGCGCCCGGCACCUUUCGGGACUACAGCGCGUACUACAGACAAAUUGAGGAGCUUCAAGCUCAGAUUAAAGACGCCCAGCUGCAGAGAGCGCAAUGGGUCCUGAAGAUUGAUAACGCUAAGCUGACUGCUGAGGACUUCAGGCUGAAGUAUGAGGCUGAAAGGGGGCUGUGCAUCGCCGUGGAGGCUGACGUCCAGGGCCUACACAAGGUCGCUGAUGACCUGACCCUGCAGAAAACAGACUUGGAGAUGCAAGUGGAAGAACUGAGCAAAGACCUGGCUCUCCUCAAAAAGGAACAUCAGGAGGAAGUGGGCAUCCUACGCACACAGCUGGGCAAAACUGUCAAUGUGGAGCUAAAGGCCACUCCAGGCCUGAAUCUCAGUGUCAUCAUGGAUGAAAUGAGGAAGAAAUAUGAAGCCUUGGCCCAAGAGAACCUUAAGAAGGCCAAAGAAGAGUUUGAGUUACAGAUUGAAACUCUGCAGCAACAAGUCACAGUGGACACCCAAGAGUUAAAAAGAGCUGAAGCCCAAGUCAAGGAGCUGAGACAUGUCUACCAGAGCCUGGAGAUAGACCUCAAGUCCUGCCUCAGUCUGAAAGAAUCUCUGGAGAGGACACUGCAAGACACCAACGCUCGUUAUCAGAGCCAGCUGGCCACUCUCCAGGGGCUGCUCAACUCCUUAGAGGCCCAGCUGGUGGAGAUCCGGGCUGAAGCGACGCGCCAGAACAUAGACUACGCCGAUCUCCUGGACAUAAAGACCCGGCUUGAGCAGGAAAUCGCUACUUACCGUUACCUUCUGGAAGGAGAAGAUAUGAUAACCAUACAUCCUCAAGAGAACAUCCAGUUGGACACAGUAGAGAUAAAGAAAGCCAGGAAGGUUAGGACAGUUGUGGAAGAAAUAGUGAAUGGCCAGGUCGUGUCAUCUGAAGUCAAAGAGAUGGAAGAAAAGAUGUGAACACCUGCCAGGAGGAGGCGCUGCUGAGGUCUUGAAAAAAGUAUCGCUGUAAUUUUUGCUCCUUACAAGAAGGUCGCCACCAGGAAGCACCACUAAUGCUUUCUAUGAUUUCUAGGGGGUGGGGCAUUUAUCAGUCUCUGUAAUUGGACAUAAAUGUGUUACUCAAAGGAGCGGCAAAUUCCCUGCAAAAAUGAAAUCCAAUGAGCAUUAAGAUGUUUAAAACAUCACCGCUGCCAUCUUUACCACAAGACAGAUUAAUUACAAGCUACAGACCACCUAAUAUCAGUUCAUUAAUGUUCCUGAAAAUCACAGCACACUUCAAUUAAGCUAAACUCAUGGAGCAGAGAGUCUAUGCAAAUAAAUCUCUCCCUCUCUCUCUCAUUUUUCCUGUUUCUGAAUUGCAAAAUCUCCAUUCUGGGGCUCCUACAUUUUUGCCUAAGGUAAUUUCUUGGUUAAUUUCAUAAAAUUUUCAAUAUCAGUACAAUCCUGCUAGCUUUGAAUGAUAUCUUCUUCUUUCCCAUUGUCUCCGCUGCCUUUUAAAAAACUCAUUUCAGCUUCUUGAAUAAUUUAAAAGUCAAACUCCAAUCAUAAAUGCUGAGCAGAAUAAGAGAGGAGCACAUUAUGCGUGAAGUGGGAGUAGAUUAAAAGCAAAAUUAAUUAGUGAAACCCUUCUGAAAGAAGAAUGCUUCUCCUAAUGAUAAUAAACGGCAUAAAUCAUC
This is a messenger RNA of Phyllostomus hastatus (greater spear-nosed bat), 2049 nucleotides long. RefSeq names its product keratin 20 (gene KRT20). Gene Ontology annotation, molecular function: structural molecule activity. The coding region runs from base 50 to 1330 and encodes 426 amino acids. The transcript has 8 exons. The record is from RefSeq and is a predicted model, not a curated record. NCBI's taxonomy places the organism in Eukaryota, Metazoa, Chordata, Mammalia, Chiroptera, Phyllostomidae.